GAGGAAACUGGGUGAGUGGAGGCUGGGGCAGGGCAUGGUCAUGCCCGCUGCACUGUGAGAGUGGAGCAGCCGCUGGGUCCGCCAUGCGCCCGCAGCGCUGACAUGGGCGCCAGCGGCUCCAAAUCUCGGGGCCUCUGGCCCUUUGCCUCCACCACGGGGGGCGGCAGCCCCGAAGCGGCAGGCACUGAGCAGUCUUUGGUGCGGUCUCGAACCCGAGCGGUGCCCCCCUUCGUAUUCACGCGCCGCGGCUCCAUGUUCUAUGAUGAAGAUGGGGAUCUGGCUCACGAGUUCUAUGAGGAGACAAUCAUCACCAAGAAUGGGCAGAAGAGAGCCAAGCUAAGGCGGGUCCAUAACAAUCUGAUUCCUCAGGGCAUCGUGAAGCUGGAUCUCCACCACCCCCACCCCCCCCCGAAUCCAUGUGGAUUUCCCUGUGAUCCUCUAUGAAAUGUGAGCCUGUGGCAUGGCAGACACAAGCACCCACUACCCCAGCAAGAAACUCCCAGACUCAAAGUGUAGCUUCCAUUCUGGAGUCCAGGCUGGUGCCACAACCCUGAAUAAACUAAACUCCGUUGGCCCAGAA
Peromyscus leucopus (white-footed mouse) is the source of this 580-nucleotide messenger RNA. RefSeq names its product tumor suppressor candidate 2-like. Lineage: Eukaryota; Metazoa; Chordata; Mammalia; Rodentia; Cricetidae. The record is from RefSeq and is a predicted model, not a curated record. Bases 103 to 444 code for a protein of 113 amino acids. Gene Ontology annotation, biological process: inflammatory response; regulation of mitochondrial membrane potential. Gene Ontology annotation, cellular component: mitochondrion. The transcript has a single exon.